UGUCUCUCUCCCUGUCUCUGCGGGUGUCUCUGUGUCUCUGUCUGGUGACAACAGAGCCUGUCCGGCAGAGCAGCGGAUGUGUGAGGGUGAUUCAGGGGCUGACAGGAAGCCCGCUCGCUGCCUUGCCUGCUGCCCUCCGGUGGCUGUGCCGUUAGCGUCAGCUCGGGCAGGUGUGUGGGCUCAGGAUGAGGUGGCCGCACUGAGGAGCCCCCAGCUCUCAGCCCUGCAGGACACGUGGCUAGGAGCGGACAUGAACGUGGACGCCGAGCUGCUGUGGCCGGGGGCGGCCCUGCUGCUGCUGCUGGGGACGGUGGCCGGCCUGUGCGUGCGCUGCUCCCGGCCAGCUGUGAAGAAGUCGGAGAAAAUCUACGAGCAGAGGAGCCUGGAAGAGAACCCACAGAACUUUUCGGUGGCCCGGACGUAUUCCUUGGUCAGGCAGCCGUGGCCCGGGCCCCUGCUGGACACAGCCUCCGACGUGGCGCCGACAAGGAAGGACAAGCUUCUGCGGUUCUCCCCCAGCGUCGAGGAUUCCGCGUCCUCUAGGUACCUGGAGGACUUCAGCAAAGGCAGCAGACGGGAAUCCCAUGGGGCCUACAUAGACCCCCUCACUUCGGACUAUUACAACUGGGGCCAGUUCCAGAAGCCCUCGGAAGACGAUGAUGACACCAAUUCGUAUGAGAACGUGCUCAUCUGCAAGCAGAAGGACACCGAGUCAGCCCUGUCUCGGUGUCUCCCUGCAGGGGACGAAGGCUCCGAGGACUAUCAGAACUCAGCAUCCAUCUGGCAGUGGCGGGAGUCCAGGAGGGUGCUGGAGCAAGGCCAGAGGGACGCGCCCCUGUCGCUGGCAGGAAGCCCAGACGAGGAGCCUGAUUACGUGAAUGAGAGCGUGGCGGCCACAGAAGCCUAGUGAGGACCUGGAAGGAGCCGAGGGAGCCACCAAGCUCAGAGGACUCUUUACUGUGUCCCCAGAGGUCACUUCUCUUGACUUGCCCAACCGCUGGACUCCCCAAGGUUACUCCCAGGAGAAUCGCUGAUGUCUGAGGACCAUCGGCCGGGUCACGGGGGACAGUGGGGAAAGGACAGUUACAGGUGUAAUUACCACCCCCUCCCCGCACCCCUGCCCACCCAGCUUCUGCAGGAGCCCAGAGCUCCUGCUGCCAUCGGACAUCCAAGAUUCAGGGCAAGUUGCAUCCCCACGUCUAAAACACCGUGCCUCGCUGGUACCCCUGUGCUUUUCUGCUUUGGAUUCAGGUCCCAAAUUACUGACUGAUGUCGGGUGCUGGGAUCUUUCUCAUGGUCCAGAAGCUUGUACAGUUAAUUUAUAUAGGCGGAGCCAUAUUUAAUAAUCUACAUCUCUGGGUAGAGAUUCGGGUCUAUCCCGCCCCCUAGAAGCAUUACACGUAAUGUCAGCAGAGUUAGGGUGAGCCCCAGCACCCCUUUCUCUGGGCCUCAGUCCACCAGGAAGACAUGAGGCUACAGGCAACUUCGUGCCCGCCAGUGGGAACGUCUGCCGUGGACAAAGUGCAUCAUGACUGUGGAGAAGGGGCGGCGCGCAGCGGCCGAGGGGUGUCCCUCGGUUGCCCGGAAGUCCUCCCUGCUCCGGGACCGGCCUCGGCUGAGCUCACUGAGCAGAAACACAGCCGUCUCCUGGGAAUGGCAGGGGCCCAAAGGGACCUUCUGAGUCAGAAAAGCCACAGCCAGAGAAACAAGAUGCUUCCUUCAACUGAAACAUCUCAAUAGAGCAUUUUCAUUUAAAAGUA
Molecule: messenger RNA, 1760 nt
Organism: Hyaena hyaena (striped hyena)
Lineage: Eukaryota; Metazoa; Chordata; Mammalia; Carnivora; Hyaenidae
Gene: LAT2
Product: linker for activation of T cells family member 2
Exons: 13
Coding region: 77-907 (276 amino acids)
Biological process (GO): B cell receptor signaling pathway; calcium-mediated signaling; B cell activation
Cellular component (GO): plasma membrane
Source: RefSeq, a predicted model, not a curated record